Dioscorea cayenensis subsp. rotundata (Guinea yam) is the source of this 2114-nucleotide messenger RNA. Its product is annotated as protein SRG1-like. Bases 19 to 1041 code for a protein of 340 amino acids. The record is from RefSeq and is a predicted model, not a curated record. The transcript has 4 exons. NCBI's taxonomy places the organism in Eukaryota, Viridiplantae, Streptophyta, Magnoliopsida, Dioscoreales, Dioscoreaceae.
UGGUGGUGAAUUGGUGUCAUGAUAAUGAGUGAGCAAGAGAUGAAGAUGGUUCAAGAGAUGGCAGAGAACCAGGAAGAGCCACCCCUUCGUUAUAUUUGGAGGGAUUCAGAUGAGCCGGUCGAUGAUGUUCCUCCAAUCCCUGCCGUCCAUCUUGGUCGCCCAGAUGAAGCUGAGCAGAUCAAGACCGCUAUUCAAUCAUGGGGUAUGUUUCAGGUUAUCGAGCACGGUAUGACUCCAUCGUUCCUAGAUGAAGUGCGCGAUGUUACAAAAGCAUUCUUUGAGCUUCCCAGGGAUGAGAAACAGAAAUACAGCAAUAUGAAAAAUGGCAAUUUUCAAUUUGAGGGAUAUGGAAAUGAUGAAGUUGCAACAGAAGACCAAAUCCUUGACUGGAACGAUCGCCUUUUUCUCACAGUGCAACCUGAAGAUAUAAGAAAAUUAGAGCUUUGGCCGGAGAAUCCGAGUUCCUUCAGGGUUGUAUUGAGUGAAUUUAGCACAAAGACAAGGAAGUUGCUAGACGAUGUCCUAAAGGCGAUGGCAAAGUCACUAGAACUGGAUGAGGAUAGUUUUAUUAGACAGUUUGGAGACAGGCCUUUGUUAGAUGCGAGAUUCAACAAUUACCCUUGUUGUCGGAGGCCUGACCUUGUCAUUGGCGUCAAACCGCAUUCGGAUUCUUCAGGACUCACCAUUAUUUUGCCAGACAAAGACGUAGAGGGACUUCAAGUUAUGAAAGAUGGUGUGUGGGUGAAGAUCAUCACUGAUCCUCAUGCUUUGAUUGUAAACAUGGGAGAUCAAAUGGAGAUAAUAAGCAAUGGAAUAUUUAAGAGUCCUCUGCAUAGGGUGGUCACAAACACGGAGAAGCAUAGGAUCUCCAUCGCUAUGUUUUAUACACCUGAAGGAGAAACAGAGAUAGGGCCAGCCGAUGGGCUAGUGAGUGAUACAAAGCCAAGGUUGUAUAAAACAAUGAAGUCAAAGGACUACCUUGGCAUAUUUUUCCCUAGGUACUUGCUAGGAAAGACGACCAUUCAUUUGGUUAAAAUUUAACCCCAAAAAAAUCAGGCAAAUCAUCAGGAAUUAUCCUUGGUGAGUGGCAUGUAACCAUCUAGUGAAAGGCUCUGUGUAUUGUGCUUUAGUGGGGAUUUUAUCCUCACAACACCCCUUAUGAUAUGUAUGUCUGGUUUAGCAGUUUGUGAAUAUUAUCUAAUUAUCUGUAAGUCAAUAAAUAAGUGUUCUAUAUCUCUGCAUUGUGGUAUAUUUGGGUAAAUAAUUCGAAAUGCAAGAGGAACACAACAAGAGUCAAGCAUCAUCUAAUUGAGUUCUCCUAUAGUGGUGUCCUAAAGAACUGUACUUUAUAUAUCUUCUUGGAUGCUACCAUGCUUAACAAAUAGAAAGAGAAACUUGAUAAAUUCAACAAAUGGCAGUUCAUCUCUCUUCUCUAGAUCUAAUGUUUCUGGGUCAAGAUAGUGUGAUAAGUCAAGUGGGCGAUAAGCAAGCAAUUGCAAACCAGAUUUCUCGAUCAGAGUAAACCAAAAAAACAUGCAGGAAUAAUUUCAAAAGAUGCAUCAUCAAUUCAAAGGAGAUCAGCAGGAAACUUAUCAUUCUAAAUUUGCGUUGCUUGUCUCAGAAAAUGAAAGCUCUGAAAUUUGAAGAAAGAAUGUAAAUGAUACACCAAAUACUAAACCCAUAACCACCACCAUCUUCAGAUUCAGAAAGAAUUUCACAUUUGAAGCAUAAAUAGCAUUUCCCAUUUCAACACAGUCAACACCCAGCAAUUGGCACUAGAAUUAAUUUUGUGUCUGUUCAGUUAAUUCAAUACCCUUUUUCAUUGCCUUCAAAAAUGAAACCCUAUUUUUAACUGUAAAAGCUACAUAUUCCGCAAGAACAUUUGCUAGUUCAUAAGGUUUUUCAAUUCUUUCAAUAGCAACCUUGAGUCUGCAAUUCAAAAAAUAAAACUCUGCUUGUACCUUUAUCUGUGAUUAUUCAAUUCCUCAUGCAUCAGAAGAAUAAAAGAUAGGUCUAGCACGCAAAAUCCUAAUGAUUCAAAGCUUUUCAACAAUAUAUGUCAAAGGAUGAACAAAGUUUUACUUUAGCACUUGAAACAUGGAACAAUGGAAGCU